AUGACUGUCGGCUCAGUGUUGGUCACCGGAGGGACGGGCUACAUAGGCUCGUUCACUGCGCUUGCACUACUCGAAGCAGACUACAAAGUUGUGAUCGCAGACAACCUCCUCAAUUCCUCAGAAGAAACCAUCAAUCGUAUCGAGCUCAUCUGCGGAAAGCGACCCGAAUUCUUUAACGUCGACGUCAGAAAAGAGGAGGACUUCGACAAAGUCUUCAAGGCGCAUCCAGACAUUGACAGCGUGAUCCACUUCGCUGCUCUCAAGGCUGUUGGUGAAUCCAGCGAGAUCCCUCUAGAGUACUACCGUACCAAUGUCUACGGCACCAUCUGCCUCUUGUCCUCCAUGACACGCCACAAUGUAUCCAACAUUGUUUUUUCCUCUUCGGCCACCGUCUAUGGCGAUGCCACCCGCUUCGAAAACAUGAUCCCAAUUCCUGAAAUCUGCCCAAUCGGCCCCACGAACCCCUAUGGCCGUACCAAAUCUACGGUCGAAGCUUGCAUCACAGACCACGUGGAAGCCCAACGCAAUAGUCUUCUGAAGGCGGGAAAAUCUGGUGACCACUGGAACGCUGCUCUCCUCCGCUACUUCAACCCGGCAGGCUCGCAUCCUAGCGGUGUCAUGGGUGAAGACCCCCAAGGUGUACCAUACAAUCUCCUCCCAUUACUUGCCCAAGUAGCAAUAGGGAAGCGCGAGAAGUUACUUGUCUUUGGCGACGACUACGCAUCUCACGAUGGCACCGCCAUCCGCGAUUACAUCCACAUUCUCGACCUCGCAAAGGGUCACCUCGUCGCUCUCAACUACCUUCGCGAUCACCACCCUGGCGUACGUGCCUGGAAUCUGGGAACAGGCAAGGGUAGCACGGUCUUCCACAUGAUCAAAGCAUUCAGUGAUGCGGUGGGCAAAGACUUGCCAUAUCAAGUCAUUGGGAGGAGAGCCGGAGACGUGCUGGAUCUGACAGCUAAUCCGAAGAGAGCGAAUGAAGAACUGGGAUGGAAGGCAGAGAGAACAUUGGAGGAUGCAUGUGAGGAUCUGUGGAGAUGGACCAAAAAUAAUCCGCAAGGGUAUAGGCAGAGUCCGCCAAAGGAUUUGCUGGAGCAGUUGAAGAAGGAUCGAGAGAGUGGCAAGAAGUGGGUUUGA
This is a messenger RNA of Letharia columbiana, 1137 nucleotides long. RefSeq lists its product as uncharacterized. Bases 1 to 1137 code for a protein of 378 amino acids. Gene Ontology annotation, biological process: beta-D-galactose catabolic process via UDP-galactose, Leloir pathway. The record is from RefSeq and is a predicted model, not a curated record. NCBI's taxonomy places the organism in Eukaryota, Fungi, Ascomycota, Lecanoromycetes, Lecanorales, Parmeliaceae. The transcript is spliced from 4 exons. Gene Ontology annotation, molecular function: UDP-glucose 4-epimerase activity. Gene Ontology annotation, cellular component: cytosol.